AUGUCUGAACCAAGUUCUGUUUGGGAUUUAUUUACUGACGAGGAAACCUUUGAAUCCUUUGACACCAUUUUGGACAAUCCAUCAACGACUCUUGAAGACAUUCUGGAUCAGGAUACUCUUCUCCAAGAGGUGAAAUCUCUCUCUCCGAAACUCAUUCAAUAUUUGACUUGUUCUAAAACUCUUCGUAAACUCAUUGAUUACAUCACCACAGAACAAUACUUUGAGGAUGAUAUCAAGAAUAAUACUACCAGUAAAAAGAAGCCAGUUAAUUUCUUUGAUGAUGAUUUUGGAUUUGACGACAACUUUGGAAGCCAAUCAUCCGAUAGCAGUACUACCAAUGGCACCACCGCUACUAGUAGCAUUAGACAACAGGCUUUGCAAGCAGAGGAAAAGAUGAAACAAGAAUACCUUUCCGUAUCCAGUAUCAAGGAAAAACUCGAUGAAUUAUCCAACAGACCUGAACUCAAAACUCUCUAUCAAUAUCCAUACGUAGUAGCUGAGAUUUUCGGUUGUUGUGUUGACAAAAUCUCCAAUGCUCUUGUACAUCAAACCGAAGAUGAAAACUAUCAACUGUACGGAGAACGAUUUUUGGACCUGUUGCUCGUCAAGUAUCUUCUUCUUAGAAAGCCACAUCAAAUUCCAAAGAAUAGAAGUCUUUCUCAGUACUUGUUCAAAGCUUUGAACGUACUAAUGGACAAACCAGAAAAAUAUUAUAUGGAUGUGGUAAAGAGAUUGAUGGAAAUUGUUGAUGACAGAGCUAUUCCAGCAAGUUUGAACGAAAAGGUUGACGAAAAUCUUUACUCAUCAUCUGAGGUAUUACUAGAGAGCCUUUUCGUUAGAAAUAUUGGCUUGUGUGGUAUCGAUAAUAUUUUGCUCAAAAUAUUAGGAAUGGAGUCAUCCAUAUUCCAAGAACAAACAGCAAACAUGCAAGAUUUUGGAGCUGUAGGAUCAUUCUCAAGUUUUGCUAGCACUUAUUCUUUCUCUGUGACCUCAAAUGACAAGUUUUCGUCUGAUGAGGAAGAGGAAGCUCCAGAAAUGAAAAUCUACAAGACAGUUCAGGAGUGGGCCUUUACAAAAUAUGGAUUAUAUUCAUCGCUUUUGAGAAAAUUAUCAUCAUACAUUUCUGAAAGUACCAAUGAUGAAUUGUUAAUAGAGAUUGAAGAAGAACAACAAAAUAUUUUCUCUCUAUUGUCUGUUAUUAUCGAGAAGGCCUUGCUCAAGAGACCAAGCUAUUGCUUGCCAAGUAUUGAGGCUGUUCUCUCUCCAGAAAAUAUAAGAACAUUGCUAGACAUUAUUUUAAAGUGUGACACAACCAAGGGAGCCCAAAAUUCUCUUUUUAAUUUGGGUACUACAUUUUUGAGACACUUACUCUCACAAGUGAUUUCUUCCAUUUCGGCAAUUUCUUCAAUGACAACAAUUGAAUAUGCCAACCUUUCAAGUACUGAUCUAAAGGUGUUGACACUCGGUAUUGACGCUUUGAAAGAGCUAACUUCAUCAUCACUUUUGACAAAGUUUGUUGAUAGAUUACAAGUAGUACCACAAGUACAUGAAAUUCAAGUUCUACAAUGUGGAGUACCUCUCAAGCAGCCACUAGGAGAGUCACGUUUGCUAGUUAUUGAAUAUUUAACAUCAGUUUUCAAUCAUUGCGUUUCUCUUCAACAAAGCUUGCAUAAUUUACAAAAAUCAAAGAACGAACGAGCUUCCGAACUUCAAACAACACUAUCAUCCAUAUUUACAGCAGCCAAAGCCAGUAAUAUUUCUCAUCAUAUCGUUCAAUUUUUCUUCCAAUACGACUUUAAUUCUUUACUUCACAAACAAGUCUAUUUACUGGUUGUAUCUAUUUGCGAGCUAACCAUUUCUGAAUCAGUCACAGCUGAAUUGAAGAACCAAUUAUUGUUCGAGGAAACAUCGCUAUGCAAACGUAUUGUUGAAAAGCAUGAGAACUUGAAAAAUUUUGUUGGACAAACUUUUAAAGGAACAGUAGGAAUGGGAUAUUUAUUUGAAAUGGCAGAAGUCAUUCAGACACGUAUUUCUCAGGCUGGUUCAUCCACCAACGAAGAAUUACAAAAUACAUUGACAUCUCUCAACUCGACCUGGAAACCAUUUGUCGAUACAGCACUCAAAGAAUAUAUUUCACUCAAAGAAAAACAACUUGGUGGAUCAGCUCCAAUUGGAAAACCUCACAGUAAUUGGAAUGUAGUGUCUGAAGGAAAUUCUCAGCACAUGAGUGGUCUCCACAUUGAUGAAGAGGACACAUAUUAA
This is a messenger RNA of Naegleria lovaniensis, 2262 nucleotides long. RefSeq lists its product as uncharacterized. The record is from RefSeq and is a predicted model, not a curated record. Gene Ontology annotation, molecular function: protein phosphatase binding; protein phosphatase regulator activity. The coding region runs from base 1 to 2262 and encodes 753 amino acids. NCBI's taxonomy places the organism in Eukaryota, Heterolobosea, Eutetramitea, Acrasida, Naegleriidae. The transcript has a single exon.